This is a messenger RNA of Pipistrellus kuhlii (Kuhl's pipistrelle), 5018 nucleotides long. It is a transcript of the gene LEPR, whose product is annotated as leptin receptor. The record is from RefSeq and is a predicted model, not a curated record. The transcript has 19 exons. Gene Ontology annotation, molecular function: cytokine receptor activity; protein binding. NCBI's taxonomy places the organism in Eukaryota, Metazoa, Chordata, Mammalia, Chiroptera, Vespertilionidae. Gene Ontology annotation, cellular component: external side of plasma membrane; membrane. Gene Ontology annotation, biological process: cytokine-mediated signaling pathway. Bases 176 to 2860 code for a protein of 894 amino acids.
UGCUCUCCGGAGAGUUGCCCGGCCCCUUCGGUGAGGAGUUCGGAGCAGCCCCGCUGCAGAGUCCACGCUGCCGGCUGAGCCAGACCCACGCGAGUGCGAGAGCCCAGGUGCGGUGCCAUCUCUGCUUUUCGUCCGGGUUGGACCCCGGCUUCGAGGUGUUCUUCUCUGAAGUAAGAUGGCUUGUCAAAAAUUUUGUAUGGCUUUGUUACAGUGGGAAUUGAUUUACGUGAUAACAGCAUUUAACUUGGCAUAUCCCAGUACUCCUUGGAGAUUUAAGCUGUUUUGCAUGCCACCAAACACAACUUACGACUUUCUCUUGCCUGCUGGAAUCUCAAAGAACACUUCAAAUUUGGAUGGAUAUUAUGAGCCACUUUUAGAAGCUAAAUUUAAUUCAAGUGGUACCUACUAUUCUAAAUUAACAUCCAAAACAACUUUCCACUGUUGCGUUUGGAGUGAGGAAAAUGAAAACUGCUCUGUACAGGCAGACAACAUUGAAGGGAAGGCAUUCGUUUCAACAGUAAAUUCUUUGGCUUUUCAACAAAUAGGUGCAAACUGGAACAUACAGUGCUGGAUGAAAGAGGACUUGGAAUUACUCAUCUGUUAUAUAGAGCCAUUAUUUAAGAAUUCUUUCAAGAAUUAUGACCUUAAGGUCCAUCUUUUAUAUGUUCUGCCUGAAGUGUUAGAAGAACCACCACUGGUCCCCCAGAAAGGCAAUUUCCAGCUUGUUCAGUGCAACUGCAGUGCUCACAAAUGUGAAUGCCAUGUGUCUGUGCCAGCAGCCAAACUCAACUGCACUCUCUCUAUGUAUUUAAAUAUCACAUCUGGGAGAGUGAUUUUUCAGUCUCCUUUAAUGUCAGUUCAACCCAUCACUAUCGUGAAGCCCGAUCCACCAUUAGGUUUGCAUAUGGAAAUCACAGACAGUGGUGGUUUAAAUAUUUCUUGGUCCAGUUCAACAUUGGUACCAUUUCAACUUCAAUAUCAAGUGAAAUAUUCAGAGAAUUCUACAAGUAAGAGAGAAGCUGAUGAGAUCGUCUCAGCCACAUCGCUGCUAGUAGACGGUGUGCUUCCAGGGUCUUCGUAUGAGGUUCAGGUGAGGAGCAAGAGGCUGGAUGGCCCAGGCACCUGGAGUGACUGGAGCACCCCUGUUAUUUUUACCACACAAGAUGUCAUAUACUUUCCACCUAAAAUUCUGACAAGUGUUGGGUCUAAUGUUUCUUUUAACUGCAUUUACAAAAAUGAAAACAAGAUUGUUUCCUCAAAAAAGAUUGUUUGGUGGAUGAAUUUAGCUGAGAAAAUUCCUGAAAGCCAGUAUAACAUCAUGGGGGACCAUGUUAGCAAAGUUACUCUUCCCAGUUUGAAUGCAACCAGGCUGCGAGGAAAGUUCACCUACGAUGCCGUGUACUGCUGCAACGAGAAUGAGUGCCACCAUCGCUAUGCUGAACUCUAUGUGGUUGAUGUCAAUAUCAAUAUAAUAUGUGAAACUGAUGGGUACUUAACUAAAAUGACUUGCAGAUGGUCAACUAAUGCAAUCCAAUCACUCGCGGGGAGUACUUUGCAAUUGAGGUAUUAUAGGAGCACCCUUUAUUGUUCUGAUGUUCCAUCUAUUCAUUCCACGUCUGAACCCAAAGAUUGCCAUUUGCAGAGAGAUGGUUUUUAUGAAUGCAUAUUUCAGCCAAUCUUUCUAUUAUCCGGCUACACAAUGUGGAUAAGAAUCAAUCACUCUCUGGGUUCACUGGAUUCUCCUCCAACGUGUGUUGUUCCUAAUUCCAUGAUAAAACCAUUACCUCCAACAAGUGUGAAAGCAGAAAUUACUGCAAAAGUUGGAUUACUGAAAAUAUCUUGGAAAAAGCCAAUUUUUCCAGAGAAUAAUCUUCAGUUCCAGAUUCGUUAUGGCUUAAAUGGAAAAGAAAUACAGUGGAAGAUGUAUGAGGUAUAUGAUGCAAAAUCAAAAUCUGUCAGUCUCCCGGUGCCAGACCUGUGUGCGGUCUACGCUGCUCAGGUGCGCUGUAAGAGGCUGGAUGGAGUGGGAUAUUGGAGUAACUGGAGUGCUCCAGCCUACACAGUGGUCAUGGAUGUAAAAGUUCCUACCAGAGGACCUGAAUUUUGGAGAAUAAUUCAUGAAGACAGCUCAAAAAAGGAGAGAAAUGUCACUUUACUUUGGAAACCCCUGAUGAAAAAUGAUUCAUUGUGCCAUGUGAGAAGAUAUGUAGUAAAGCAUCAUACUGCCGGCAAUGGAAUAUGGUCAGAAGAUGUGGGCAAUCACACCAAAUUCACUUUUCAAUGGACAGAGCAAACACAUUCUGUGACAGUUCUGGCCGUCAAUUCGAUUGGCGCCUCUUUUGCAAAUUUUAAUUUAACGCUCUCAUGGCCCAUGAGCAAAGUAAACAUCGUGCAGUCACUCAAUGCUUAUCCUUUAAAUAGUAGUUGUGUGAUUCUUUCCUGGAUGCUAUCGCUUAGUGAUUACAAUCUAAUGUAUUUUAUUCUUGAGUGGAAAAUUCUUAAUGAAAACAAUGAAAUUAAAUGGCAUAGAAUCCCUUCAUCUGUUACGAAGUAUUAUAUCCAUGAUCAUUUUAUCCCAAUUGAGAAGUAUCAAUUCAGUCUUUACCCAAUAUUUAUGGAAGGAGUGGGGAAACCGAAGAUAAUUAAUGAUUUUACCCAAGAUGAUAUUGAAAAACACCAGACUGACCCAGGUUUAUAUGUAAUUGUGCCAAUAAUUAUUUCUUCAUUAACCUUGUUGCUUGGAGCAUUGCUAAUAUUACAUCAAAGAAUGAAGAAGCUCUUUUGGGAUGAUGUUCCAAACCCCAAGAAUUGUUCCUGGGCACAAGGACUUAAUUUUCAAAAGAGUACGGACAGUCUUUGAAGUCUAAUCAUGAUCACUACAGAUGAACCCAAUGUACCAACUUUCCAACAUUCUAUAGAGUAUUAGAAGAUUUUUACAUUUUGAAGAAGGGGAGAAAAUCUAAAAAUAAAAUUUGGUUGAACUACUAAGAACUAAACUAUGAUGGAUCUGUUGAUUUAGAACUAAAAACAGAUGGGUAAAUUUGGGAUGGAGAUGAAAGUCUGAGUCCAAUUCAGUUUGGAUGUAUGAUUACUUUUCAGGUCAUCUGAAGUUUAAAAAGCAGUAUUUAUGAUAUCUGGCUUUUGUUUGAUCAUUUGGUCAUGAAACAUUGAAAAACUCUAACUGUUGUUCUUAUUACAUAUCUAUUAGGUAUCAUCAAAUAAAAACAAUGUUGUCACUAGAUGAAAACAGCAGUUUCUGACAGUUUUUCAGAUAUACUGGCUCUAAUUUCAGAUGAAAUAAAAGUAGUUCACUUAUACUUUUAUGUCCGAAAUAUUCCAUCUCAUAUCCCUUUAUAGACACUUCCCUGUAGUCAACCUGGGAGUUUUCAUUUCCCAUACUUUGGAAAAUGGUCAAGUGCUAACUUCCAUUUCAUUUCAAAAAAGCCAGAAGUUACAGUUUGUGCUGGUCACAGGCCUCUGCAAGUUCCAGUUAAUAUCAGCAUGACCUGGCAUAGCUAGAUCAGAUUGACCAGAAAAUACAUUAGCUUCCAAUUCAGCCUCCUUGUAAAAUUUUUGCUUGAAUUUAAUAUAUUUAUACUGAACCUCCCAAAGCUUCUGGCAGGCAAGGGAGUACACAGUGGUACAAGAAGGAAGACUCUUUGGAGCUUUUACAAAUAUUUCAUGGCGAGGACUGGACGUUUCUCCCCGAAAAAGUCCACCUGCUGUUUCUAUGAACUUAGCAUACUAACUGUUCUGUUGCUCACAUUCAAAAUAAACCAAAGUCUUCGUUUGAUGAACCGAAAAAAAAAAAAAUCAAAUUUAGGCUAUACAUAGAUCACUUAAAUUUAGAUUUCAUUCAUAUUUUUAUUUGAAUGUAAAAAAAUAAAACUAAAAAAUGAGGAGAAUGGUAUCCUUUUUCCCCUUCAUUGACUUUAAAUAGAUGUCAUUGGAAUGUAAAAUCUGAGUGAAAUUAAGGAAAGACAUUCUUUAUUUCCCACAGCUAAACAAAUAUUUAAUAUGUUCCCAGACUCAUCUAAAAACCUCAAAAAUUUAGAUGCAUACAGUAAUUUAGAUGCUUUUGAAUAAGUAUACUUUUAAUAAAGGUUUGUGACCCCUUUAUACCCUUCAAUAAUAUAUGAGUGUAUGAUUUAAAAGUACUUAUUAGUGAAGUCUUCCAUCUAAAACGAGUGCAAUCGUAGACCUGGGGUCAGUUUUUCGUUACCCAUUAAGAAGUUCUAGAAGGCAUUUAGUAUGCCAAACAUGUCAUUUGAAAAACAUAUGUGAGUGUGACUGCAUUCCAUGGGCCAUGUUGUAUAUAUUUUUUGUUUUCACACUGAUAGUAUGUAAUUCCUUUAUUUGGUGACCUUAAUUUCUAGGUUAUUUUUAAGAAAUUCAAAACAUAUACCAUAGUAGCCUUAAGAAAAAACAAAAUAAACAAGCAAAUGUUUGAAGAAAAUAAUAAAUCUAAGCAUAGAUUUCUGUCAGAAAGAAACUAGCCACAGAAACAGUUUCUCUUACUAUAUUAUGUUUAUAGAAUAAUGGAAAAGUUAUGUUAACAUGUAUUUGUCAUUAUGCAGUAUUUUAAUAUCUUUAUAAGCCUAUCCCAUUAUUAUUAUAUUUACGUUUGGUAUAUUUAUUCUUUUAUGGUUAUAAUUACCAAUAUAUUUCAUUUCAGUUCAAAAAUUUGCUAAAUGAAUUAGGUUUUUAUAUGGAAUAGAUUUGCCAUUUUGAAUUCAGGCAACAAAUCUGAAUUCAUUUUAUUAGUUUAAAAUUUUUAAUAUUCAAAAGUUCACUUAUAUGUGUGAUAUGCAAAUUGCACACAUUUUCUAUAGCACUUCAUUUAGUUGUGUUAAUUUUUCAAUGUGAUGUGUCCACAGUAUUCUUUAUUUUACAUUUAUUUUUUCAGUAUGUUUCACAUUGUAUGAGUUGUAUUUUUUGCACACAUAUUCUUGAUGUUUAUGCUUGAGAGGAUUUUUCUUUUGCUGUAACCACCAUUCUUAUAAAAUAUAUGAUAUGCA